Fusarium pseudograminearum CS3096 is the source of this 636-nucleotide messenger RNA. RefSeq lists its product as uncharacterized. NCBI's taxonomy places the organism in Eukaryota, Fungi, Ascomycota, Sordariomycetes, Hypocreales, Nectriaceae. Bases 1 to 636 code for a protein of 211 amino acids. The transcript has 3 exons. Gene Ontology annotation, cellular component: THO complex part of transcription export complex. Gene Ontology annotation, biological process: mRNA export from nucleus; positive regulation of DNA-templated transcription, elongation. The record is from RefSeq and is a predicted model, not a curated record. Gene Ontology annotation, molecular function: mRNA binding.
AUGGCCAUCGACAAAAUAGUGACAGACACGAGGCUCUGCGCUGUCCUGCAGAUUGCCGACCAGGCACGCGAUCAAGCCAGUGCCCUCAUCAACCUCGGCGAACAAACAUACAGCCAAGGACCUGCAUCAGACGAGGCGCAAGAUGAGUUGUUCAAGCAGCAACGGCUCCUUUUCACCACUGUGGCCCAUUUGAAAGGAUUGCACCGAAAUGCCUGCUUCACAGCCCGCGAGACGAAAGGUCAGACUGCCGAGUCGCGUCAGGAAGUCGAUCGCCUGCAUCUCCAACUUCAAAAUCUUUACUACGAGCAACGGCAUCUCCAGGGAGAGAUUACUGCCUGCGAUUCUUACGACCACAAAUACCAGCAAUUGCCUCUGAUCCCCGUGGAAGAGUUCCUAGCACAGCACCCCGAGCAUCAAGAUGACGACGAGAACACUCUGAUGGUGGCGCGCAUCGACCACGAGCGAGCCGAGCGUGAAGCGCUUGAGCAACAACGACAGGAGCUCCUCAAGCGAAAGCAGAAACUCAUUGCGGAUAACAAACGACGAAAGGACGACUUGGCUAACCUUGACAAUGAUCUCGAAAAGUUUAUUGAUGCUGCCAAGCCAAUUCAGAAACUCUUCGAAAAGGCACCUUGA